UCCAUCACGACCCCGGCGCCACCUCAACUUCUUGUAGCUGCUCCCGGAGGUUGACUCCUUCACCGACCAUCGCAGGAGAAACAAAGAGGGUGAACAACUCAUAAGUCACAGCCAAACCCACUAAAACAAACAAGCCAUGAAGUUGUCUACCAUUCGCAAUGUGUGUGGCAGCCUGCGGUCACCUCUAGUCCGUCAGGGAGGCGGUGUCAGCGGCUUGUCGCGGAGAUGCCCCCCGGUUAGUCCCACCAACAGCCGGUUGAUCAUCCGAACGGCGAGCGCUACUACGAGCGGCGGAACCAACCCGAGAGUAGCCGUAAAGUUUGGGAAACAGCCCCAAAAGGGUGAUGGGUUUGAAUUCAACACCUCUUUGAGGGAAGUUGUUCAGGGCACCAAGGAGGCAAUGGUCGCUCUGCAGAGAAAGAAUCCAGCAAUCCAGCCUUUGUUAGUCAUUAUACAGGCAGGUGAAGAUGAUAACUUGCUGGAGAUCAAUAAAAAAAUAGCAGGAAGGAUCGGCUUAAACAUCACUCAGAUUUGUCUGGCAAAAGAGUGCAGUGAAGAUGAAAUCGUUGAGGAGGUGUUGAAGCUGAAUGAAGACCCCAGGGUGCAUGGAGUCUACCUCCACCUCCCUCCUGCUUGUCUCACCAGUCGAGUGCUGAACACUCUCAAACCUGAAAAGGAUGUAGAUGGGAUAUCUGAUUUAAAUAUGGGCCGUCUGGUACGUGGAGACCUGAGUAAAGGCUUUGUGCCACCCUUGGCCAGCGCUGUCCUGGAUCUGCUGGAGAAACAUGAUGCUCCUUUGGAAGGGAAAACCGUGUUUCUCGCUGGAGGAGAAGGACCCCUCGGCGUGGCUCUGCAGUGCCUGAUUGAAAGAAAUGGAAUGGUUGCUUUUAAGAGUCAUUGGAGCUCCAACAGCCUACAGAGACAGGUGAUGCAAGCUGAUGCUGUAGUCCUGUUAGGGCCAGGCAACAUGGAUGUCCCACCCACCUGGGUUAGACCUGGAGCUGUUGUGAUCCGCUGUGAGCCCACCCUGGAGACAGAUGAACAUGCCAUUGAGAUAUCCUCAAAGUCUGGGUUAGGAUUCCUCACAGCAGCCUACAGAACACGGAAUGUGGUGCAUAGUUGCAGUCGUUGGAUCCAGGAACAGCAGUACAGACCCUGGCAUCUGCGCAGCCUCAAACUGCAGCCCCUGACCCCUGUACCAAGUGACAUAGAGAUUUCCAGAGCUCAGACGCCCAAGCCAGUGGACCAGCUGGCUGAGGAGAUUGGUCUGCUCCCAGAAGAGCUUGAAGCCUAUGGCAGAAGCAAAGCUAAGGUCCAACUCUCCCUGUUAGACCGCCUCCACACACAGCCUGAUGGGAAAUUAGUUCUGGUUGCUGGUAUAACUCCCACUCCACUGGGCGAAGGUAAAAGCACGGUGACCAUCGGUCUAGUCCAGGCGCUGUCUGCCCACCUGAAGCUAAACUCCUUCGCUUGUCUGCGACAGCCUUCGCAGGGACCCACUUUUGGGGUUAAAGGGGGAGCUGCAGGAGGGGGAUAUGCCCAGGUCAUCCCUAUGGAGGAGUUCAACCUCCAUCUGACUGGUGACAUUCAUGCCAUCACAGCAGCCAAUAACCUGGUGGCGGCAGCUAUCGACGCCAGGAUGCUCCACGAGGCAACGCAAUCAGACAAGGCCCUGUUCAAUAGACUGGUCCCUUCAGUGAAUGGAGUCAGAAAAUUUUCACCCAUCCAAAUCUCCAGGCUACGACGUCUAGGGAUCAAUAAAAUAGACCCAGCAUCUCUUACACCCCAGGAGGUCAGCACCUUUGUCCGUCUUGACCUUGACCCUUCCAAGAUCACCUGGCAGAGAGUUCUUGACACAAACGAUCGUUUCUUGAGGAAGAUCACAGUUGGACAGGCGAGCACUGAAAAAGGACAGAUCAGAGAGACUGGGUUCGACAUCGCAGUGGCCAGCGAGAUUAUGGCCAUCCUGGCUCUGGCAGACAGCCUGGAGGACAUGAAAAACCGACUGGCACGCAUGGUGGUGGGGACCAGCCGCUCUGGACAGCCUGUCACCGCAGAGGACCUGGGUGUGAGUGGAGCACUGGCAGUGUUGAUGAAAGAUGCCAUCAAGCCCACAUUGAUGCAGACCCUCGAGGGUACGCCAGUGUUUGUCCAUGCUGGGCCCUUUGCCAACAUCGCCCAUGGCAACUCCUCGGUGCUGGCAGACAAGUUGGCUUUGAAGUUGGUCGGACGGGACGGCUUUGUGGUGACAGAAGCUGGUUUUGGAGCAGACAUCGGCAUGGAGAAGUUCUUCAACAUCAAAUGCCGUGCUUCAGGGCUGAGGCCGAAUGUGGUGGUGCUGGUCGCAACUGUCCGAGCCUUAAAGAUGCAUGGUGGUGGCCCAAAUGUGUCAGCAGGAGCACCUCUUCCCAGAGAGUACAUUGAUGAGAAUCUGAGUUUAGUUGCAGGUGGUUGUCAUAGCAAUCUCAGGAAGCAGAUCCAAAUCGCUGACGUAUUCGGGGUACCAGUCGUGGUUGCGCUCAAUGUCUUCAAGACAGACACACAGGCAGAAAUUGACCUUGUGUGUCAGCUUGCAAAAGAGUGUGGAGCCUCUGACGCCGUGCCAUGUCACCACUGGGCGCAGGGCGGGCGAGGUUCCAUAGAGCUGGCCCAAGCUGUGAAUGAGGCUGCCAGCAGACCCAGCAACUUCCAGUUCCUGUACAACAAAGAGAUGCCGAUAGUGGAGAAGAUCAGAACAAUCGCCCAAAGAGUGUAUGGAGCUGAUGACAUUGAGCUGUCUCCAGAGGCCGGGGCCAAGAUAGAUUACUACAAUCAACAGGGCUACGGAACAUUGCCCAUCUGCAUGGCCAAGACUCACCUGUCCCUGUCCCACAUGCCAGACAAGAAGGGUGCACCCACUGGGUUUGUUUUGCCAAUCAGAGAUGUCCGUGCUAGCAUUGGCGCUGGCUUCAUCUACCCACUUGUGGGAACGAUGAGCACCAUGCCUGGUCUGCCAACCCGACCCUGUUUCUAUGACAUUGACCUUGAUCCGGUCACGGAGGAGAUCACUGGGCUCUUCUGAGCACGCUUCAAUUAAAUCAGCAGCCUUCCUGCUCCGUUCUCAGGAUCCUCAGCCCCAUUUGUGCCGCAUCACACUCAUCAUCCUCUCUACUUUCGACAGGAAAUGUGUUCUUACUCUUCCCGGCAGCCCAAACUCUCCCCGCACAGUAACAUGUUUACUGUAUUUGCACAUCUGUGUGAUCUGACCUCCUACAGCCAUAUGUUAUGUACCGUACAUGCUGUAUGUUUUUUUUACCUCUCCGUACAAUGUUUUCUGUGUAAGGAAGAGUCCUCAGUCAUCUUGAAUUUUAUUUUGGUGUUUUAUUUUGGUGUUUUCAAAAGACUUCUAAUUUCCUUUGUGUGAAAAAAAAGUGACUCAGAUGUCUUAUGUGUUGUAUCUUUAUAUAUGUUUUAAGCUUUUUAAUUGAAAUGGGCACAGCUGGUGUAUUUAUUAACUCAAACGCUGUUAUACGCACAAUAAGCCAUUAUGGUAUUCAUGUAACCUCUAACAUGCUGGAUGCUGCUGACUUUCCAUGCUGCUGCACUGGCUGAGUGAAAUUCACGUGUUACACCAUGGACUCGUCACGAGGUAUUGUUCAGAUUUUAGAGGUUUAUACUAAUAUUGUUUUAGUAGAGGGGGUGAGCCUCUCAGAUCCUCAGUUUAGUGACUUUAAUGGUCUAAACGACUCAUUAAAUAUAACCUCAUUAAAUAUACAGCCUUUGUUGUGUGAAGUAACACCUCUAACAUCGCUAUAUUCUCUGAAAGUUAAUCAGUGUUUACAAUUAUUUUAUUAUGUUGGAGGAAGUGGUUUUAAUUUCAUGCGAGAUGUCACAACGUCAUCUUUACAUUUCACAGUCAUGUUGUGGCUGCUUUGCAUCCAGACAGCUGAUGAUGAAUGCAACACUGUUCUUACAAUGUCAGCUGGCCAUGUUACAAUCUUGUUUUGAAUAUCAGACAGCAAUGCGAUUGACACGCAGUGCCUGCAUGUCUAAAUCGGACUGGUGCUAUUGUUUUAAGUUUUAUUGUACAAACCGAACUUUAUACAACCUCUGUGGGACUAACACAGAUUUGAAAAAAGAAAUAUUGUUGUAUGUUAAACAUUUAGUUUCUUGGAGUGUGUGUGCCUUUUUCAAAUAAACCUUUUAUUU
Messenger RNA from Larimichthys crocea (large yellow croaker), 4188 nucleotides. It is a transcript of the gene mthfd1l, whose product is annotated as methylenetetrahydrofolate dehydrogenase (NADP+ dependent) 1 like. Gene Ontology annotation, biological process: tetrahydrofolate interconversion. The transcript is spliced from 28 exons. The coding region runs from base 137 to 3061 and encodes 974 amino acids. Gene Ontology annotation, molecular function: methenyltetrahydrofolate cyclohydrolase activity; formate-tetrahydrofolate ligase activity; methylenetetrahydrofolate dehydrogenase (NADP+) activity. NCBI's taxonomy places the organism in Eukaryota, Metazoa, Chordata, Actinopteri, Sciaenidae. Gene Ontology annotation, cellular component: cytosol. The record is from RefSeq and is a predicted model, not a curated record.